AUGUUACCUGCUGCUCACCACGAGGACAACUCCUCUCCCAGCAUGGAAGACAUCAAGAAGAUACUAGACAGCGAGGGCCUAGAGGAGGAGGAUGACCGGCUCAACAAGGUCAUCAGUGAGCUGAAUGGAGGAAACACUGAGGAUAUCAUUGCUCAUGGUGUUGGCGAGCUCACCAGGGUGCCUGUUGAUGUGGCUUGGGCCAUUUCUGCUGCUCCUGGCUCUGCAACUCCUGCUGCUGGUUCUGCCCAACCCCCACUACACACCCCACUAUACACUACAGCAGAGGAGAGGAAAAAAAUGGAGUCUGAGGCGUUAGAUGAUGGCAUGGUUCUUGGCUUGUUUGAUUAA
Meriones unguiculatus (Mongolian gerbil) is the source of this 348-nucleotide messenger RNA. RefSeq names its product large ribosomal subunit protein P2-like. Bases 1 to 348 code for a protein of 115 amino acids. The record is from RefSeq and is a predicted model, not a curated record. Gene Ontology annotation, cellular component: cytosolic large ribosomal subunit. NCBI's taxonomy places the organism in Eukaryota, Metazoa, Chordata, Mammalia, Rodentia, Muridae. Gene Ontology annotation, molecular function: structural constituent of ribosome. The transcript has a single exon. Gene Ontology annotation, biological process: cytoplasmic translational elongation.